UUUUUUAUACAACAAUGAAAGUCUAACGUAUCAUUCUUGGUCCAACUUGCAUCUUCCUCUUCAUCUUCAGUUCAAGCAGCCCUUUACCAAGUCAAUCUCUCUUUCUUUUUGUUCACACACAAACAAACACCAUUUUCAAAUUUGUACUUUCUUGCUCUAUAUAUCAUCUCACACAACUUUUGCUCAUCAUUUCCCAUCUGUGUUUUUCUUAAUUUGGUUUGUCAAAACUCUUCUUGCUGAUCUUUUUUCCCCUCCAUUCUGCUAUUUUCUGUUUCAAGACUUGUUUUUCUGACUGUGAUUCUGGUAAUCUGUGUCAAAGUUGAGAUCUUUACAUUGAUUGUAACUGAUAUAUGCUCUGACGUUGCUGAAUUGUAUAGUCAGUUUUGUUCUAAGAGGUUUUAAACUUGAGGAUUAAAAGAAGGUGUUUUUAUGGCUCAAUUGUCUUAUUCUGAUUCUAUGUCUUCACAACAUGGGGUUCAGGCUGUCCCAUUUAAGACAUCUACAGGAUCACUUAGGGUGUUGUUGUUGCAUGGAAACUUAGAUAUUUGGGUGAGGGAAGCCAAUAAUUUGCCAAACAUGGAUUUAUUUCAUAAGAAAUUGGAUAACUUGUUGGGAGGAUUGGCAAAACUUGGGAGUAAAAAAGAAGGAACAACAAAGAUUACUAGUGAUCCUUAUGUCACAGUUUCAGUAUCCGAUGCUGUUGUUGCUAGAACAUAUGUGAUUACCAAUAGCGAAAAUCCGGUCUGGAUGCAACACUUUUAUGUACCAGUUGCACAUUAUGCAUCUGAAGUGCACUUUGUUGUUAAAGAUAAUGAUGUUGUUGGAUCUCAAAUUAUUGGUGCUGUUGGAAUUCCUGUGGAACGGCUAUGUUCUGGUGAACUGAUUGAGGGAACAUUUCCAGUUCUCAACAGUAGUGGAAAGCCUUGUAAAGAGGGAGCUGUCCUUACUCUAUCAAUUCAAUUCACUCCAAUGGAGAAGGUAUCCCUUUACCAUGGCGGUGUGGGAGGAGAUAACGAGUAUCAGGGCGUGCCAGGGACUUACUUCCCUCUUAGAAGAGGCGGCAAAGUAACACUUUAUCAGGAUGCUCAUGUUCCCGAUGGAAGCCUUCCGAAUUUGUGGCUUGGAAAUGGAGUUCAGUAUCAGCAUGGACAGUGCUGGCAGGAUAUAUUUGAUGCAAUCAAUCAGGCUCGACGGUUGAUUUACAUUACAGGAUGGUCCGUGUACCACCUAGUUACACUUGUUAGGGAUAAUGACAAUGCUGAGAAGAGCAUAUUGGGGGAAAUUCUCAAGAGGAAAUCCCAGGAGGGUGUGAGAGUAUUGCUGCUCAUAUGGGAUGAUCCUACUUCUAAGAGCAUUUUGGGAUACAAAACUGAAGGAAUUAUGGGAACUAAUGAUGAAGAAACUCGUCGCUAUUUUAAGCAUUCUUCAGUGCACGUGCUACUUUGUCCUCGUUCUGCUGGAAAAGGACACAGCUGGGCCAAAAAACAGGAAACUGAAACAAUAUACACACAUCAUCAGAAAACUGUGAUAGUGGAUGCAGAUGCUGGUAAUUACCAGAGAAAGAUUAUGGCUUUCGUUGGUGGACUUGAUUUGUGCAAAGGGCGUUAUGAUACUCCACAACACCCUAUCUUCAAAACGUUGCAAAGUGUGCACAAAGAUGACUUUCAUCAGCCUAACUACACGGGCCCUACUACUGGUUGUCCCAGAGAACCUUGGCAUGAUUUGCAUAGUCGGAUCGAGGGGCCUGCUGCAUAUGAUGUCCUAACUAACUUUGAGGAGCGCUGGUUGAAGGCGUCAAAGCGCCAUGGACUUCAAAAAAUGAAAGCUUCACACGACGAUGCAUUACUCAAACUUGACAGGAUUCCCGAUAUUUUGGGAAUAGCUGAUGUCCCUUGCCUAAGAGAAGAUGAUGCAGAUACGUGGCACACGCAGAUUUUCCGGUCGAUUGACUCCAACUCUGUUAAAGGCUUCCCCAAAGAUCCCAAAGAAGCCACUAACAAGAACUUAGUAUGUGGUAAGAAUGUGCUGAUAGACAUGAGCAUACAUUCUGCCUAUGUAAAGGCAAUUCGAGCUGCCCAGCAUUUCAUCUACAUCGAGAACCAGUACUUCCUAGGGUCUUCUUAUAAUUGGAGUAACUACAAAAAUUUAGGUGCAAAUAACUUGAUACCAAUGGAAAUUGCUCUAAAAAUCGCCAACAAAAUACGAGCAAAUGAGAGGUUUGCUGCAUAUAUAGUUCUUCCUAUGUGGCCAGAGGGUGUUCCAACAAGUACUGCUACUCAGAGAAUACUCUUUUGGCAGCACAAUACCAUGCAGAUGAUGUAUGAGACAAUUUACAAAGCUUUAGUAGAAGUAGGACUGGAAAACACAUAUGAACCCCAGGACUAUUUGAUUUUCUUCUGCCUUGGCAAUCGUGAGGUUCCGGAAAAUGGAAUCACCACAGUUGCCAAAAGUUCGAAGCCAAGUACACCUCAGGAACUCACUCAGAAAAGUCGACGGUUUAUGAUAUAUGUCCAUUCAAAAGGAAUGAUAGUGGAUGAUGAGUAUGUCAUAUUGGGAUCUGCAAAUAUCAAUCAACGUUCUCUUGAAGGCUCCCGAGAUACUGAAAUUGCAAUGGGUGCAUAUCAGCCUCAUCAUACAUGGGCAAUCAAACACUCUAACCCACACGCGCAGAUAUACGGCUAUAGGAUGUCUCUGUGGGCAGAGCACACGGGAACACUGGAGCAAUGUUUUGAGCAUCCAGAGAGUCUUGAAUGUGUGAGACGGAUAAGAGUAUUUGGUGAACACAACUGGCUACAAUAUGCAGCUGAUGAAGUAACUGAAAUGAGAGGCCACCUUCUUAAGUAUCCUGUUGAAGUUGAUCGAACGGGUAAAGUUAAGUCACUUCCUGGCUGUGAAACUUUUCCCGAUAUUGGAGGGAAGAUAAUAGGUACAUUCACCGGUGUGCAAGAAAAUCUCACCAUCUGAUCUAGGGGAUUCUGCCUAGUCUAGCUUUUGAAAAAUUUCAAGAAUCCUCAUUCUGCAGGCCUGAGAUUAUUCUUUUAUAUUGUUUCUUGCUCCAUUAUGCACUGGUUCGUUUUCCUGUCGGUUGUUUUCCUAGUGUUGGUUGUGCAAACUAGAAUGAAAAAGGUGCUUUUGUAUUUUGAUGAUUUUGACUCAAUAGCAGUUUAAAAAAAAAAUCGUUAUGAUUAUUGUGAUCGAUUGAAGAAUUUA
Messenger RNA from Lycium ferocissimum, 3210 nucleotides. RefSeq names its product phospholipase D beta 1-like. Bases 430 to 2964 code for a protein of 844 amino acids. The record is from RefSeq and is a predicted model, not a curated record. The transcript has 10 exons. Gene Ontology annotation, molecular function: D-type glycerophospholipase activity; calcium ion binding. NCBI's taxonomy places the organism in Eukaryota, Viridiplantae, Streptophyta, Magnoliopsida, Solanales, Solanaceae. Gene Ontology annotation, biological process: phosphatidylcholine metabolic process; phospholipid catabolic process. Gene Ontology annotation, cellular component: plasma membrane.